Molecule: messenger RNA, 2365 nt
Organism: Hylaeus volcanicus
Lineage: Eukaryota; Metazoa; Arthropoda; Insecta; Hymenoptera; Colletidae
Gene: bnb
Exons: 2
Coding region: 9-1400 (463 amino acids)
Source: RefSeq, a predicted model, not a curated record
AUAUCGAGAUGAAGCUGAUCGUGACGAUGAUGUUCCUGGUGGGGGCGGCGUUCGCCAUGCCCGUGGCGGAGAACCAGGAAUCACUUCAGGUGGUGCCUUUGGAGAAGUCGACGAGCUCUGUGAAGCUCACGGUGCCCGAGUUGGCGGCUGUUCCCGCGGCAAGCCAAGAACCAGCAGAACCGGCGCCAGCGGAGAUCGCGAAGCCGGCCGAGCUAGCUGAGAAGCCAAGCGUGAGGAGCAGCUCUAUUCCGGAAAACGCUCCACAGCCCGAAAUGGCAGAGGAGAAGAAGGAGGAACUCCCACAGGCGAAGGCCGAGGAAAAGAAGGAGGAAAUCCCCGAAAAGAAGCAGGCCGAGCAACAACCUCAGCCACAAGAGUCCCAGCCGCAGCCUGCUCAGGAACAGAAAGCUGAAGAACCUCAGGAGCCCAAGAAGGAAGAGGAGAGCCUGAAACCAGCAGCUUCCGAAUCCCACGAAACCGUUCAACCCGCGCCUCAGGAGCCCAACAAGCAGGAACCUGCUGCUCCCUUGGCUGAACAGCCUAAACCCGUGAACAUCGAAGGCAAGAGCUCCGAGCAGGUGGACUCCGACGAGAAGAGCGAGGUUGCGGCCAAGGAGGAGCCAAAAGAAGAGAAGAAGGUCGAGGAAGCCAAGCCUAGCGUGAGGAAGGAGGACGAACCCGCCCCCGCCGUAUCAGCCGAAUCCUCCGAGGAGAAGGCUCAGCCAGCCGCCGAGGAGAAGAAGGCUGACAAGCCCCAGGAAGAAGAGAAGAAAAUCGAAGAGAAGCCAGACCGCGUGACCCGCGAUGCCGAAGAAGCAGUCCCUAACGCGGUAAAGAAAGCGCCUGAACAACCAGCCGAGCAAGCCGCCGUCGCUUCGAUCGCCGCGGAGGCCGAGAAGAGCCAACCAGAUCAAGCCAAGCUCGCGGAAGAGGCGAAACCAGCCCUGAAGAGCGAGAACAUCGAGCCUGCCGUUGAGCAACCCGCCGCCAGCUCCGAGGAGUCCUCCAAGAGCGAAGAGAAGGCCGACUCCGCGGCUCAGCCAGCCAAGGAAGCCAAGAGCGCCGAGAUGGCGGCUGAGGAGUCAUCGCAACAGGCGAAACCCGCAGAGUCCAGCCAGGCCAAGCCCGAAAACGCCGAAGCCCAGCCCCAGGCGAAGAACGAGAAAGUCGAGGAGAAGAAGGAGGAACCCAUGAAGCCGGAAGCAGCGAAGGAAGUGAAGGAACGUUCGGAGGAGUCCUCGGAGGACAAAUCGGCCGAGGUAAAGGAAAGCAACAGCAGCGAAGAGGCAAAGAGCAACGAGGACAAGUCCUCCGAGGAGAAGGAGGCCAAGCCAACCGAGGCCAAGCCGGAGCUGCUCCCCAAGCCCCAGGAACUGACGUAUCUAAGAAGUCAGGUUUAGAUAACGAGCAACGACAAUCGCGCGCGAGACGAAGCGGGAAGACGAGCAACGGUGUAGCCCCCAGCAGCAAAAAAUAUCACCCAGAAGACCAGAAGGGCUCCUGACGUCGAGACACAUCAGAGCGACACGGGGAUGGGCGCGAGUUCUUCCCACGGAUAGAGGCGCGAUUCAGAGUGAGAGAGAGAGCGAGAGAGAGAGAGUGGAGACGGGGUGCUCGUGCACGUCAGGAAGUGUCAACAGCAGAGCGGGCGAAAAAGAGGAAAACGGAGUGAAAGCGAUAUCGGUGUGAAUGGGAGAGAGAGAUUGUUUCUCGAUCGGUCGUUGGCAGGGUCCAAAUACUUCCCCGACGCGCCACGGGUUUGAGAAAAAAACAAAAAAUUGUUCAUCGAUCACGGGACAGGAUGACCACGUGACGCCUGGCCACGGAAGAGGAAACCUAACGGCUUGGACAACCACGCGAAGAUCAUGAAAACACCUACGACGACGACGUGGAUGCUCGACGUUCGCCUACGUUUCGUGCGACGAAGAUGUGUCUGCGCGUAGCCCGUCAGGAACACGUGGACCCCACCCGUCGAGGAUUUCAGCUUUGGCUACUCGUCGCCACGGGGUCAUCCUCGCCUUCGUCCCAGCGGACACUAAGAUUUGUCCACGGGGACGAACCAUGCCCCUGAUCAGAGUUAUCCUCAUUCGAACAAGAUCCCCUCCCACCAAGUUUCUUUCCUUCUCUAUGUAUUUUUUUUUUUGUCAAAAAUCACACACGACCACAACCACAACCUCAUCCCAAUAAAACUAGUGUGUAGCUUCGACUCUGUCUUUUUUUUUUAGAGAUACGUGUCAUUAUUAUUAUUAAUAUUAUUAUUAUUAUUACGAUUUAGUACCAGUACCGCUAUUAUUAUUAAUAUUAUUAUUUGUAUUAUUGCUAUCAUCGUUAUAAUAAUAAUUAUUAUUAUUACUGUCAAAAGCCA